AUGAAGCUUCAGCCGUGCUGUGACCCCCGCCUGGAGCAGCAGCGAACCUGUUGCAUGGGUGCAGAGGAGUUGCUCUCACCCCAGUGCAGCAGGCUGCAGGUGAGGGGCCUGGAGCUCACCCGCAAGCGCGUACCUGCCGAGCACCCACCUGCCAAGCACCCGUGCAGCCUUAUCUCUGCUGGAAGAGCAGGAGCAGCUGGGACAGUCCCUGCAAACGUGUUCGGCUCUGCUUUGUGUUUCGAGGUGGCCAGGAUGAAGCCCUUUGCCAGCAGCUCUGGGAUAUUGCCCCCUGCGCCGGACGCCGCGGCAGCCUGUGAUAUGCCUAGGAAGGAGCUGGGGCUGGAGAUGGCUGGCUCCAACUCCGGCAGCUGUGACAGCAUGGUCAGCACAGCCUCCAACCACUCGCAGCGUUGUUUGAUGUUCUUAGAAGAAACUAUUGGCUCACUGGAUGCCGAAGCGGACAGCGGGGUCUCCACCGAUGAGACUGACUACGUGGAGCCCUCCAAGCUGCCUGGGACGUGGCCUAAGAGAGACUCCGUUCCCCGGGAUUUGGAAAGCAGGGCUCCCCCUCCGAGUGUAGGUCAUCAGCGUGCAGCUGAACAGAAGAGCAGUAAGAGCAUCUCCACUUUCUCAAGCUCAGCUCCAGCAGCUGUUCCAAGCCCAGGCUACUACAGUCUUCCAAGGAGCAUCACUGUCGCAAACGCACAAAGAGCAAACGGAGCUUCUGACAGCAAAGCGACGGUCUGCACAGUGGAGGACCCAGCGCCAGUAGGUAAAUCUUCACAGAUGGCCAAGGAGUACAGGCUCGACCAAGCAAGCCCAGGCUACUACAGUCUUCCAAGGAGCAUCACUGUCGCAAACGCACAAAGAGCAAACGGAGCUUCUGACAGCAAAGCGACGGUCUGCACAGUGGAGGACCCAGUGCCAGUAGGUAAAUCUUCACAGGAGAUGGCCAAGGAGUACAGGCUCGACCAAGCCAACACAAGAAGCCAGAUGAAGUCCCUAGGAUCUUUGAUUAUCCAACCUCCAGAUCCCUUCCAGGAUGACUUGGUGAGCCAUGAGUGGUCACGUAGCAAUCGCUCAGAUGCCAAGAGGGAAACAGUCAAGGAGACAGAGGCUUGGACUUCAUGGGGCCAGCCAGAGAAAUUGGAAGAGAUCCCUCAGGACCCAGAUGCCAAGCGUGGGCCUCCAACUGCCCCAAAGCCACGGAAACUGCCACCAAAUAUUAUCCUGAAAACCAGCAAAAACAGCCCAGUGCCACUCACCACGGAGCUCGGCCACAAAGUAAAAGCACCACCACCAUUCUCAGCCGGCUCUCAGCCCAGCUCUGCCAGCAACACCACAGCCGAAAAGGCUAAUUUGGGGCACCUCGACCCCAAGGAGAGGGAGAAAGCCCGGCAGGAGGCAUUGGAGAAGCUUGGACUGUCUCAGGACAGGAGGGUUUCCAACACUCACCUUCAACCUGCCAUGCAAGCCCAGCCAAGGCAGAUGCCAUUGCCUGCCACUGGAGAGCCUGAGGCACUCUGCGGGGUGGCGGAGAGGUCAGCGCCAGGUAUCCGGCAGAUGAACUUCAAAUCCAACACCCUGGAGCGCUCCGGCGUGGGGCUGAGCAGCUACCUGACCAGCACCAAGGAGCAGAGCGUCAAGACCAGCAGCUCCCUGGGCAAGAUGUCCUUCAUCGAGAGGCUCGCCCCAAGCUUCCUCAGGAGCAGCCGCCCCCGGCCAGUAUCCCUCGGGGCAGGGAAGGACUUUGCUGGUCUGAAGGAGCCUGGGCAGGUGGAGCCGGAAAAGGGCAGCAAGUGGCGAUCCCACCCGCUGCAGAGCUUCCCCAAGCCAUCCCGCUCCAGCGUCAGCGUGAAGAUUUCCCCCAAGGGCGCAACGGAUGAGAACAGGCGAGAGGCACUGAAGAAGCUCGGGCUGCUGAAGGAAUAG
This is a messenger RNA of Eurypyga helias (sunbittern), 1932 nucleotides long. RefSeq names its product chromosome unknown open reading frame, human C1orf116. Lineage: Eukaryota; Metazoa; Chordata; Aves; Eurypygiformes; Eurypygidae. The transcript has 5 exons. The coding region runs from base 1 to 1932 and encodes 643 amino acids. The record is from RefSeq and is a predicted model, not a curated record.